GCGCAGCUAGAGGAGCUCAAGGAGCACCACGUGCCCACCGGCUACUACACCGCGGAGGGCACAGGCGGCAAGGCUCUCGAGAUCGACAGGGCAUUCUGGGAGCGAAGCCGAAUCCCGCCGACAAUCCGAAGCCCGAGGCGAGUCUUUGAGGACCUCGAGGACGAGAUGGAGGAGGCGACCAACAAGAACGAGGAAGAACUGGCAGCCCUGCGAGCGCGCUGGGGCACAGCACAAUCGAUGGGAGCAUCCGCGGCGUACGCGCAGCUCCCUCAGGCCCAGCGCAACACCUACGAGGACACGACGAUUGCCGAGCUGGCCGCCUACGCGAACUUCCUGCGCUACGCCGCAUUGUGCAGCCUCAACUGCGAAGAGAUGGCGGACUGGCUCACGGAGGACCCCAAGGCAAUGCUCGCUGCGGACCCGCGCUGGGCUCCGCUACUCAAGAAUGAGGAGCGAACAGACAACCGCGACCUCUUCCCCAAGAAGAAGCACCACUCGAAGACGGUGCGCUUCCGCCUUCCAGAGCCCGCGGCCGACGAUGGCGACGCGUCCGAGCACGACGACGCCUACGGCCAGCGCGAGACCGAGGAAG
This is a messenger RNA of Prorocentrum cordatum, 592 nucleotides long. The record is from the annotation of a GenBank genome assembly. Lineage: Eukaryota; Dinophyceae; Prorocentrales; Prorocentraceae.